AUGCAGCAGUUUGGUUUCAAAGUGCCCGAGAACAGGAACUACGCGGAAUUUUAUUUCACCAAUGAUGACCAUACUACACCAUCCGAAACCCGUGAAUACAGGGUAGAGGGUGACUGGAGCGGGGGAGCAUUUUUACUUGUUGCCGGAGCGAUUGCCGGACCCGUAAUGAUCAACGGUCUUGAUUUAAAUUCUCCACAAGCCGAUAAAGCAAUCAUCGAUGCGUUAAUGGCAGCCAACGCUGGAAUAGCUAUGGAAGCGAAAGGUAUUCGGGUAGUGCCGACGAAGAUGAACGGUUUUGUAUUCGAUGCAACGGAUUGUCCGGACCUCUUUCCGCCGUUGGUGGCGCUGGCAGCUUAUUGCGAAGGCAAAACAAGGAUCAAGGGUGUUAGCCGUCUUGAAUAUAAAGAAAGUAACCGCGCCGUUACCUUACAGGAUGAGUUUGACAUGAUGGGUGUUACUAUCGAUAUCGAAGGAGAUUAUAUGAUCAUCCAUGGCGGUGGAACCGUGAAAGGCGCCGAUGUCGAAUCACACCAUGAUCAUCGUAUCGCGAUGGCUUGUGCGAUUGCCGGGUUAAGAUCGGAUAGUGAAAUGGUCAUUGAUCAUGCCGAAGCUGUGAACAAAUCAUACCCUGAUUUUUACGAUGAUCUUCAAAAGCUGGGCGCCAGCGUAUCUUUAAGUAAUAAGCUUAAGUUUCAUGAAUAG
This is a messenger RNA of Ostertagia ostertagi, 702 nucleotides long. The record is from the annotation of a GenBank genome assembly. NCBI's taxonomy places the organism in Eukaryota, Metazoa, Nematoda, Chromadorea, Rhabditida, Trichostrongylidae.